GAAAUGGCAGGUCCAUCAUCGUUUCGAGGGCUGGGUAAUUUCUUCAGCUUCUAACCAGAGUUUUGUUUCAUGUAGUUCAUCAUCAGCUGCCAGUUUCUUCGCGGAUAUCGUUUCAGGUUGCUGUCUUGGACGAGAUGGCGUCCGCACAAAAUGUCGAGUUGGAGGCAGCAAAGUUUCUGCACAAACUAAUUCAAGAAUCUAGAGACGAGCCAGCAAAAUUGGCUACAAAACUCUACGUGAUAUUGCAACACAUGAAGUCGAGUGGGAAAGAACAUUCCAUGCCAUAUCAAGUAAUAUCAAGAGCCAUGGAGACUGUCAUCAAUCAACAUGGUCUUGAUAUUGAAGCUUUGAGGGCUUCACGCCUUCCUCUCACUGGUGGAACUCAGAUGGGUGAUUCUACCACUGCACAAUAUGCGGGCUCCUCCAGUGUUGUUGGUACAGCUAAAGAUUCCAAAAUGGGUAUAUCUGGAAGUGACACCAGAAGUGGCUCACUUGCUCCAAGCAAGCCACCUGUUGCCCCAAGUAGUACAGAUCAUGAUUACUACCAAGGACCUGCAACUCAUCGGAGUGGUCAAUCUUUUGAUCAAGGAAGUCCUUCUAGUUUGGAUUCGAGGUCUGCCAACUCACAGUCACAAGAGAAGCACGAUUCAGUGAGUUGGGACAAACAACUAAAUGAUAAGGAUGGUAAGAAGGGCACCAAGAAGAGGAAGAAGGUGGAUACAUCAGUUAUGGAACCCACCGUNGACGAUACCCAUCAACUUGAUUCCCGCAAUCCAUCGGUUAAUCCUAGGAAUGUGAAGACAAAUAGGCUCGAACCACCGGCAUAUCUAGUUAAGGGAGGCAAUAUUGAGCAGGUGAAGCAUGGAUUAACAAAGGCUGCUGAAAAGGCUAUUGACCCUCAAAUGUAUUCUGUGAACAGAGGUGAUGGGAUAUCUACCUCGGGCGAAAAAGUUUUGGAGAGUGAACUACCUAUAUCUAGCACAUCAUCAGUUGAUGCUGCGAAAAUGAUUCAGGGUGCAUGGCGGAACAGCGGACCAGAAAUGAGUAUGUUACGUAACCCCGUUUCUAGAGAAGCAGGAAAGCUUCCUGUUUCUCAGGUUCCUACCUCAUCCCAAUCUCGUUUGCCUUUCAAGGAACAACAAUUAAAGCAACUUAGGGCUCAGUGCCUUGUGUUUUUAGCAUUCAGAAAUGGUUUAAUGCCAAAGAAACUGCAUCUUGAAAUUGCCCUCGGGAAUAAUUCUCCUAAAGAAGAGGGGCUUCACAAAGAUGUUGAUCCUAGAGGCAUUGCUCAAUCUUUUAAUGAGGCCAGAAGUUCCAGUGAAGUCAUGAUGCCAUCAGGAAAGUUGGAUGCUGCAAGGGGAACAGGUACGAUGAUCCCAGGCGCCGUAUCUGCCGGAAGAACCUAUGAGGUUGACUCCAUGAAGGAAGUAGAUAAUAGAAGAGAAGAGGAUAACAAGGGUCCACUUUUUGAUUAUUCUGUUCAAGCAGAAGUAAGAAAGCCAGAAGCUGAACUAAUGCGGGAAAAAGCAAUUUCUCAAACAUUCUUGAGCACUGCAUCGCAUCCCCUUGACUUUUCGAGUGCAAGGGGGAGCUUAACUGCAAAUAACGCUCUUGAGGAUUUGGGGAAUAGCAAUCUUCUGAUUGGACAGACCAAUCAAGCCACUGCUACAGUGGGUAUGAGUAAGCCACUAAACCCUAGAAUUGACAGCACAAAUGAGGUUUCUAGGGGAAGUCUACCAGCCUUUGCUAGUCAGCAUGAGCUGGUAGUUGAUAGAAAUAAUGAUGCAUCUGCUCAGUUGCACGUUGUUAGAAACAACAGUGGUUUAGGGAGUCAAUGUACUAAUAGUCGGUCUUCUUUUUCAAUAGGGGAGCGGUGGAAACCUAUCUCUGGGACAUAUGAUCAAUACCAUGCUGUAAUGCCUUUGAGAGAUGCUAGUGUGAUCUCAAAUCUUGCAUCUCAUGAUUAUAGAAAUAUGCCAGAAUCUGAACCUAGAUGCAUUACAGAAGUGCACAAAGUGACAUCUGUAGAUGAAGGGAUAAAUGGCAGCCUAAAUACUAUGGAACAAGAAGAUGAUGGUAAGUCAGUGCCAUCUGAUUUGCUGAUGUCUCGAAAGUACACCAUGUCAGAGAAAUGGAUAAUGGAUCGGCAGAAAAAGAAACUCCUAAAUGAACAAAAUUGGUUACUGAAACAACAAAAAACUGAGAAACGUAUUGCCACUCGUUUUGAUAAGUUAAAGAGUACUGUCAGCUCAUCAGAUGAUAUAUCUGCGAAAACUAGAAGUGUAAUAGAAUUGAAAAAACUUCAACUCUUGCAGCUUCAGCGUCGCCUCAGGAAUGAUUGUCUAAAUGAUUUCUUCAAACCAAUUUCGAAUGAGAUGGACCGCUUGAAAUCUUUCAAGAAGCACAAACAUGGUAGGAGGAUUAAACAACUUGAAAAAUUCGAGCAGAGAAUGAAGGAGGAGAGGCAAAAGAGAAUACGAGAGAGGCAAAAGGAGUUCUUUGGUGAGAUUGAAGUUCACAAGGAAAGACUUGAUGAUGUAUUUAAAGUUAAGAGAGAGAGGUGGAAGGGUUUCAAUAAGUAUGUCAAGGAGUUCCACAAAAAGAAGGAACGAAUUCAUCGUGAGAAAAUUGACAGAAUCCAACGUGAGAAGAUCAAUCUUUUGAAGAUCAAUGAUGUCGAGGGGUAUCUGCGAAUGGUGCAGGAUGCAAAAUCGGAUCGUGUUAAGCAACUUCUCAAGGAGACUGAGAAAUAUCUUCAAAAGCUUGGAUCUAAGCUACAGGAGGCGAAGUCCACAGAAAGCCGGUUUGGGCAUGAUACAGAUGAUGGAUGCGACGUGAAUACUGCUGAAAAAAGUGAAUUUGCUAUCGAGAAUGAAGAUGAAAGCGAUCAGGCAAAGCAUUACUUGGAAAGUAACGAGAAGUACUACUUGAUGGCUCAUAGUGUUAAAGAAAGCAUAGCUGAGCAGCCAGCCUGCCUUCAUGGAGGAAAGUUGAGGGAGUAUCAGAUGAAUGGCCUUAGGUGGCUCGUUUCGUUAUAUAACAACCAUUUGAAUGGAAUUCUUGCUGAUGAAAUGGGGCUUGGAAAAACUGUUCAGGUAAUUUCCCUGAUCUGUUAUUUAAUGGAGACUAAGAACGAUCGAGGUCCUUUUUUGGUGGUUGUACCGUCAUCAGUUUUACCUGGAUGGGAGUCAGAGAUCAACUUCUGGGCCCCAAGUGUGCUUAAAAUUGUGUAUUCUGGACCUCCAGAAGAGCGGCGCAGACUAUUCAAGGAGAGAAUUGUUCAUCAGAAGUUUAAUGUACUUCUGACCACAUAUGAGUAUCUGAUGAACAAACAUGAUAGGCCAAAAUUAAGCAAAAUUCAUUGGCACUAUAUUAUAAUUGAUGAAGGCCAUCGCAUAAAGAAUGCUUCAUGCAAGUUGAAUGCUGAUCUGAAGUACUACCGUAGUUCUCACAGAUUACUCUUGACCGGGACACCGCUACAGAACAACCUUGAGGAGCUUUGGGCAUUACUGAACUUUUUGUUGCCAAAUAUUUUUAAUUCAUCAGAGGAUUUUUCUCAGUGGUUCAACAAACCAUUCCAGAGUAAUGGUGAUAGUUCAGCCGAAGAAGCCUUGCUUUCUGAAGAGGAGAAUCUUUUGAUCAUAAAUCGACUUCACCAAGUUCUUCGCCCGUUUGUUCUUCGGAGGCUUAAACACAAGGUGGAAAAUGAACUGCCAGAAAAGAUUGAAAGACUUGUAAGAUGUGAGGCUUCUGCAUAUCAGAAACUUUUGAUGAGGAGAGUAGAGGAUAACCUUGGUUCAAUAGGAAGUACAAAGGUCCGAUCAGUGCAUAACUCGGUGAUGGAGCUGCGUAAUAUUUGUAACCAUCCUUAUCUGAGCCAUCUUCAUGCAGAGGAGGUUGAUAAUUUGAUACCUAAGCAUUACCUGCCGCCAAUUGUUAGACUCUGCGGAAAGCUUGAGAUGUUAGAUAGAAUAUUACCAAAGCUAAAAGCGACUGAUCAUCGGGUUCUCUUCUUUUCCACCAUGACUAGGCUGCUCGAUGUUAUGGAGGAAUAUCUUCACUGGAAACAGUAUCGAUAUCUACGAUUGGAUGGACAUACAGCCGGGGGAGAUCGUGGUGCUCUCAUUGAGUCAUUUAAUGGGCAAAAUUCUCCCUAUUUUAUCUUCCUUCUUAGCAUUCGAGCUGGUGGUGUGGGAGUGAAUCUCCAAGCUGCUGACACAGUGAUUAUUUUCGACACAGACUGGAACCCACAGGUUGAUCUACAGGCACAGGCAAGAGCUCAUAGGAUCGGCCAGAAGAGGGAUGUGCUUGUUCUUAGAUUUGAAACAGUUCAAACGGUGGAAGAACAAGUGAGAGCUGCUGCAGAGCAUAAACUUGGAGUGGCUAACCAGAGUAUUACAGCCGGCUUUUUUGACAACAAUACAAGUGCUGAAGAUCGAAGGGAAUAUUUGGAAUCUCUUCUACGCGAGUGUAAGAAAGAAGAAGCUGCACCUGUACUAGAUGAUGAUUCUCUGAAUGAUCUCUUAGCACGCAGUGAGCCAGAGAUUGACGUGUUUGAAACAGUGGACAAAGAACGACGAGAGCAUGAGAUGGCUACAUGGAAGAAGCUGGUAGUUGGUCAUGGAAUUUCUGAGCCUAUUCCUCCCAUGCCUUCACGUCUUGUAACAGAUAAUGACCUGAAAGAAUUCUAUGAAGUAAUGAAGAUAACUGAAGAAGUACCAAAACCUAGGGAGGGAGCCCAAGUCGGGGGGGUAAAGAGGAAGAGCGAAUAUCUUGGAGGUCUCGACACACAUAAUUACGGGAGGGGGAAGCGGGCAAGAGAGGUGCGAUCCUAUGAGGAACAGUGGACAGAAGAGGAGUUUGAAAAGAUGUGCAAGGUUGACUCGCCUGAGUCCCCGGGGCCAAAGGAAGCUGUGGCAGGAGAAUCGUCGACCAGUAUUAGUGGGCCAGUUGUAGGAGAUGUUUUGAAGGAAGAACUUCUUGCUGCCUCCCCUUUGCCUCCUGUUGAGCCUAUGGCUCAGCAUCAAACACCACCCUCAAGGCGAGGUCGUGGAAGACCAAAAAGAGCGGCUGUCGAUAAGUCGCCUGCUCAAGUGGUUUCUCCAUCUCCUUCCAUGGCAGACGACGUGGACACAGGGUUGCAAGGAGAAACUAUUUCAAGCAUUUCUAAAACUGGCGGUCUUGAUUCUUUGCCAAGUGAAGGAACAACAUAUCAACUUGUUAAAGAGGUUUCUGCAAACUCUCAGUUAACUACCCCAGUGCCUUCUAUAAUUCCUGCCUCUGAGUCGGCUCCAGCUUGCUCGCCUGCACGGGUUCAAGUGAAAGGUCAUGGUCGAAAAACUCAAACUGGACAACAACCUCCUCGACGAAGGGGGAAAAAACAGGGGCUGGUCCCACCUCCUGUUCCUGGUAGUCUAUCCUCUGAAGUAUGUCAAGAUGAUCAGGGUAAAUCCACAAACCCAGUGGCAAGUCAAGUUAAUGUUGCAAGUGACAUUCCUUCUAGUUUACCUGGUUCUGGCCCUUCAAAACCGGCUGUUGAGGUAUCAUCAAAUUUGGAACCUUGUCCUGCUUUUCCUUCUGUGUCAUCUCUCUCACAAUUUGCUCCUUAUUUCAAUCCUCAGCCUGUACAGCCUAGGGGACAAAGUCGGAAGACGCAAAGUGCAGCUGGAGCACCACGACGUAGAGGAAAGAAACAAGUAGUAGCAGCUGCAUUGCCCAACACCAUGGCUGGUGCUAGUCUAAGUUUGAAUGCGAAUUUGCAAAUGAACCAUAUUGAUUCUUCUUUGAGUACUGUCAAUCAGGAAGAUAAACUGGAAGAUAAUCCCAAUAAAAGCAAGGAGACAAUCAGCCUAUCAACUUGUGGUAGUACUAUGGAACCACAAGUUCUUNCGUCCAAAGCAAACCCUUCUGAGCACUUGAGUAAGAGUCGUGCGGCCCAGGAUGCAACUGUAACAAAUAAUCGUGUAGAUGAAACACUGAAGAGUCAUAGCUUGCGAGACACAACUCAUCCAGUUACAUCAACUCCAGAAACUGCAGUUCCAACAUGUGGUCCUCCAGCCGUUCAUGUUGCUGUCGGGAUGAGUCCCAAAGCUGUAACAGAUGUUGCUAGAGAGACUGCUCCUAUUUCCCAGCCAAUUCAUUCGUCCACAUCAGUGGCUUCAAGCGUGCAAAUUGCAUCUCAAUGUCCACCACCCGUAUAUGUGGAACCUAAACGGCAAGGUCGUAAGACUGCUAAAAGGGUAGAGCCCUCUCAGCGUAGGGGAAAAAAACCGGCCUCGUUGCCUUCUGUCGUUCUUGAUGGUUCAGCUGGCAAGGAAUCUAAAGAUUUGAAUGUGCUUGUGCAACCAGGGCCAUUGGGGGAUUCAAGUUGUAAAGACAUAGGCCUAAUAGGUAAAACUGAGACUGAGAAUCAAGAAUCAACCAAUGUUCAGAAUCACGCAGGUUGUACCCAAAUUAUAGAUACUGUGGAUUCCCAGGAUCUGAAAAGAAAGGAGCAAGUACCCAAACCUGCUCAACAUAAACAGCUUUUGGCAUCAUCAACAAAGAUUGAUGCUACUGGAGCCUUGGACAAGACCUCUGCAUCAGGCCGUUAUCAAACUGCAAAUGUAAAUGACGUUGCUCGGGUAAUGAAGGAAGUCUUCUCUGGGACUGGCUUGUCAAAAGCUAAAGUUGGAGCGUCGUCUGAGAUUGAAAACAAGGAUGCUUCCGCGAUGCCUGUUUUGAGCAAGUCCUCUAUGGAGGUGACCAAAAGUCAUAAAUCAGAGGCUAUUUUAAAUUCCAACAUUCCAGUUGAGGCCCAUGAAAAAGAAUAUUCAGUUGUAGCUAAUGAAAUGAGACCAGAUUCUGCAAAUGCUUUAGAAGAAUCUAUCGUUCCGAAGAUCGAGGAUGACGGUUCUGGAUGUGCGAAGGCUGAUUCAGUAAAUAAAUUGGUUGAAUCAAGAGAAACAUAUGAUGGAUGCUCAACUGUGGUUAGUGGCUCUGCAAUUUCAUCAAACUUCAACAAUGCUGAUCAUAAUCCCCCAGAAUCCUCGCCUGUUUCCUCAAGUCUGGGUGAUUCCAAGGUAUCAAAGGCUCCUGAGGUGAUGGAUAAUGUAUUGGAAAAUGAAGCAAACCCUGUUAGUGGAGGAUCUUUAAAAUCUUAUCCUGAUAGAAGCAACUACGAAGUUCCCUCGCCUUCGAAGAACGAUGGUGUAAAUCAUCCUGCUCCUUCGAAUAACAUGGCAGAACUGCCUUUGGAAGAGCCUUCAGAAUGCCCUCUUGAUAUGUCAAGUAGAUCUCAUACUACAGUGACCGUUGCCACGACUACUGUUGAAAAUGCAGAAAUUUCUGCUAACCAAGCUCAUCCGAGUCAAUCGAAAACUCUUGAUGAUCAAAGAAUAAUUUCUGUGGACUGUCCCUGUGAACCAGCCUCUGAUAUCACAAAGAAAACUCUUGACGUGGAGGGAUUCUCAGAACCAUCAGAAUUUGAUCAUACAAGUCUUGAAUGUCCUGCAACCACAUCUAUGCCUGAAAUGUCGGGUCAAUGUUCGAUCGACUACUCUCCUGAGAAGAUAGGCAUGGAUUCUGGCAGAGCUGUUGAAACUUUAAAAGCAAGACCUGCGGGGCAAGAUUGUCCCAGUGUAUCUUCUGGUACAACAGAGAAUACAACGAUGAACGAAACGGUGCCUGUUUGUGCUGCAGUUAAGAUGGAAGGUGAUCUUAGACCUGUUAUGAUUGUUGAAACUUCGAUGGAGAAUCCUGGUCAAGAUUGUCAUAGUGUCUGUCAAAGUCUCUCAGCUCAUAGUGAAAAUCUCGAUCAUCCAGAUGUUUCAAAUUUUAAUGAGAGUUCCGACGUAUGUAUGCCAGGUGCUGAAAUUGAAGUUCAAGGACGUGUUUCUGUAACUACUAUGAAUAUUGAGAGUAAACAUAAAGAAGUGAAUGAUACUGAUCCUGCUGUUGAACAUAUGGAUGCUGCCUCGAAGCAGGGGAGGUCUAGUGGUAGUCAAGAUCUUUCAAACGCAGGUGCACCUAAUCUGGUGGAGCAAACAUCGGGAAAUAAAUUAGAGCUUACUUCAGAAGAAUUGCCAACUUUUCCUUCAUCUGAUCAUGGAAGCGUUCAAGUCCUUGAAGCUUCUGCUGGAAGUCCCGAUGGUAGAGGUUAUGCUGUGGAGCCUGAUUUGCUAACUCCUAGAGUUGAGGCUGCGGAAUGCACUUUCAAAACUGAUGUUGAAGGUCAGAAAACAUCAUUAAAUGAUAGUAGUAAUCGUAUUCCGGAUGAGAAUUUGAAGGUAUCAGAUCACGUGGAAGAAAACGCCGAAUUUGUUAAUCCUGAGAAUGUUCCUGAGAAAAGCGUUCCGAUUCCUCGGAUUCAGGAUAAUGAAGGUAACCGAGCUGACAACCAUGGUGCAUGUCUCAGGGAUAUGGAUAUCUCCAGUUCUGAUGCUGUUGUUGAAAUGGACGAUUCUGACGAAAAACGUGUAUCAGAAGGUAAAACUGAUGAUAUGGUUCUGCUACCAGCUUCAUUGCAGGGAGGGGAAGAAAAUUGUUCUUUCACAUCUGUGGGAGAUCAAGUUGAUAAUUUAGGGAACCAGGAGGAACCCAACAAAUUUGGAGUUCAAGGGUCUCCUGGGGAGAAAAAGCAAUCCGAUCCUCUAGUCGAGGAUGUUCUUGGAACUUCGGCACAAUCUUUAUCUUCUUCAGAAGUUAAGGAUUCAUAUACGAUGACGUUGCUCGAUACAAAUUUAGAUAAUUCAGGUGAUCAAACUGAUUUACCUGUAUCCUCAUCCACGGUGACAGACAGAGAAAAGAUUGGGGAUUCUUCCAAGGAUGAUUCGUGUGGCUGCACGGUCACAGAUUCAGUAGAAGCUCUCGAGGAUAGUGGACUAUUAACAAACGAGAUGUCGGAUGUUUCGGUUGUGCCUGCUUCAUCGUCUCAAAUGGAACCCAUUAGCUCCCCAGUCUCUCUGGAGGGGCCAAGUGAUUAUCAAGGUAGUGAUCAUAUGGUGGCAACACAGGAUAACCUGGUUUUAUCAGAAAACGUAUCAUCUGAGGAAGACAAGCUGCGAAACUCGUUCGAGAAAACCUUAUUAGAUUGUGCAGACCCGUCGGAGGAUCGUAAGGAGUCUGAUAUUAGCAGCAAGGGACAGCUUUUAAGCAUCACUGAAAACCUCCGCUUCAAUGAUCCUUCCAAUCAUCUAACGGUAUCAAAGAAGUUGGAAGCUUCAGCUGGUGAUCAGACAGGGGAUGUUCAUCAAACAGGGGAGGCUGUAUCAGUAAAUGCAGUUGAUACCUUUACUCAGCCCGCACCUCCAACAACCAUGGAAGAAGAGAAGUCCGAUGCCUUACUCGACAGUGGUCUAAUUGCUAGCUCAUCAUCACGGCCACUGAACGACAUACAAGGUUCUCAGUCCGAUACAGAUCCAAUGGAUUCUUCUCAAGCUGGUGCGAUUUUAGAAAAGAAUAUAUCAGGAGAAACAAUUGUGUCUUCGUCUUCUCCGGUUUCAGAGGAGGUAGGAGCAGGUCUAAUGCAAUCUGUUGCUGAAGUUCAGACGAUUGACCAAACAGAUGCAUCCGAGGUGGGGGAGCCUUCUCUAGAGAAGGCUGUCACAGAAGUAGCCAAUCCUCCAUCCUCUCUACCUGCUGAAACUGAAAGUAUGGAAAGCUCACAAGUUCCAAGUCCGAUCGAUAGCGCCAUUGCAGUUGUAGAAGCAGUCGUACGCGACGAAGCCGAUGAUGUACUCACAGCAAAUGAAAGGUGCCAGUCAGCAGGUGGCUCAUCAGUGCAGGAUCCGGCUGACAGCAUUGCAGGUGUAGAAAUGGUCAUAUGUGAUCAAGCUGAUGUUCCUCCAACCUGUGACACGGCACAGGGUGCAGUUGAUACAACAGCCAUAUGUGCUCAAAUUGACGUACCUCCGGUUUGUGACACGGCACAGGAUCCAGCAGAUAGCACUACCAUACGUGAUAGAGUCUAUGUACCUUCAGCUUGCAAUUCAGCACAGGGUACAGCUGAUACCGCUGUCGAGUGUAAUCAAGUCGAUGUACCUCCAGCUUGCAACUUGGUCCAGAGUCAAACUGAUAGCGCCACUGCAGCUGCAGAAACUACCAUAAGCGAUCAAGUCGAUGUGUCCUCCAGUUCGACUCUGCCAGAAAAUGAAUCUGCAAAUUUGGACCUGCCUCCUAGCUGUUCAGAAGUAGAGGACGAAAGCAUCGAGCACCAACUGGAGGAAACUCCAGUCAACAAGAGUUCAGUUGAAUCAGAAUCAGAGGAUCCAAAGCAAAGUGAAUGAAGGAAGGUUUCUUCUGUACAUUUUUUUUGUAUUCCCCUGCUAUAUAAGUUUAUCCUACGGGGGAAAUUGUAGGUUAAGUUCAUACGAAUCUCUGCUAUCAUUUUGCUUUAGAUUUUGUGUGUGUAUAUAAGUAUAUGAAAAUUACGGCUUUAGGAUACAUAAGCAGUUACCAGAAAA
Messenger RNA from Cucurbita pepo subsp. pepo (vegetable marrow), 10442 nucleotides. The record is from RefSeq and is a predicted model, not a curated record. Lineage: Eukaryota; Viridiplantae; Streptophyta; Magnoliopsida; Cucurbitales; Cucurbitaceae.